AUGACUGAGCUCCAUGAUUCAAACACUCGCAGAGAACUCCACACGCUCAAAUUUAAUGAUAAGAGUAGGGGAAGUGCUGGGGUACAUGCAGUGGAUGUGGCGGACAAAGAUUGUGAGAAGUGUCAGAUCUGCUUCCUGAAGAGCUGUGCUGCUCAUGGACCCCCCGUGUUUCUAAAGGACAAUCCAGUGGAAAAGGGACAUCCUAGUCGUGCUCUCCUCAGUGUGCCCACUGGACUUCGAGUUGGCCCAUCGAGCAUUCCGGAGGCUGGGCUUGGAGUAUUUAAUGAAGCAUCUGAUCUGCCUUUGGGGUUGCACUUUGGUCCUUUUGAGGGCAAGAUCACAAAAGUGGAAGAGGAAGCCAACAGUGGGUACAGCUGGCAGAUAGCCAAGGGCAUGAGCAGCCAUGAGUACAUGUAUGGAAAGGAUACUUCUUUUGCCAAUUGGAUGAGGUAA
Ochotona princeps (American pika) is the source of this 453-nucleotide messenger RNA. RefSeq names its product histone-lysine N-methyltransferase PRDM7-like. Gene Ontology annotation, cellular component: nucleus. Bases 1 to 453 code for a protein of 150 amino acids. Lineage: Eukaryota; Metazoa; Chordata; Mammalia; Lagomorpha; Ochotonidae. Gene Ontology annotation, molecular function: histone H3K4 methyltransferase activity; recombination hotspot binding; histone H3K36 methyltransferase activity. The record is from RefSeq and is a predicted model, not a curated record. The transcript is spliced from 3 exons. Gene Ontology annotation, biological process: positive regulation of reciprocal meiotic recombination.